Molecule: messenger RNA, 309 nt
Organism: Aspergillus melleus
Lineage: Eukaryota; Fungi; Ascomycota; Eurotiomycetes; Eurotiales; Aspergillaceae
Product: cytochrome b5-like heme/steroid binding domain-containing protein
Exons: 2
Coding region: 1-309 (102 amino acids)
Biological process (GO): sterol biosynthetic process
Cellular component (GO): endoplasmic reticulum membrane; intracellular membrane-bounded organelle
Molecular function (GO): heme binding
Source: RefSeq, a predicted model, not a curated record
AUGUUGCAGUCAGAAUCACCCAAGCGUACGAUAACCGUUCAGACUCGCGAAGAUGUCGCACGCCAUAGCCGGUCCACUGACCUAUGGGUGGUCAUUGACAAAGAGGUGUACGACUUGACAAACUUCCAAGCAGAGCAUCCUGGUGGUGAUAGAAUCCUGCGCAAGUUCGGUGGCCAAGAUGCCUCGAGAAUAUUCCACGAAAAUCAUCGCCAGUCGCUCUUGGCUCGGUAUAAAGAGCGUUUACAGAUCGGCGUGGUUGAGACCGAGAUCCCAGACAAGAAGGGUUUCUUGCGCAGGUGGUUUGGUUAG